AGAGGUUUAGGAUUUCCGUUUCACGCGUUCAAACAUCGAAUCGCCAGGUGUUAUCGAGCUCUAACGACAGACAAUUUGUAAAUAAUGUUCGAAAUCACAGACACGCAGAAAAUCGGAGUAGGACUGGCGGGAUUUGGGAUCUCCUUUCUAUUCCUCGGCGUACUGUUACUUUUCGAUAAAGGUUUACUCGCCAUUGGAAAUCUUUUAUUUAUAUCGGGGCUCGCAUGUGUCAUCGGGCCAUGGAGAACGUUAAAUUUCUUCUUUCAAAGGCACAAGAUGAAAGCUAGUAUCUCAUUUCUAGGAGGUGUCCUUGUAGUACUUAUGGGUUGGCCCAUUGUAGGAAUGAUCUUAGAAACCUAUGGCUUUGUAUUACUCUUCAGUGGUUUUCUACCAGUAGCGAUAAACUUCCUACGAAGAGUACCUGUAUUGGGAACUGUACUGAAUAUGCCUGGCAUCAGUCGAGUUCUAGACAUAAUAGCAGGUGAUUCUAAUCGAACGACUGUAUGAUAAAAUUACAUAUAAUAUAUAUAUAAACGCC
This is a messenger RNA of Monomorium pharaonis (pharaoh ant), 538 nucleotides long. RefSeq names its product vesicle transport protein GOT1B-like. Lineage: Eukaryota; Metazoa; Arthropoda; Insecta; Hymenoptera; Formicidae. The record is from RefSeq and is a predicted model, not a curated record. Gene Ontology annotation, biological process: endoplasmic reticulum to Golgi vesicle-mediated transport; retrograde transport, endosome to Golgi. Gene Ontology annotation, cellular component: endoplasmic reticulum; membrane.